CAUUGAGGUUAUGUUUGUGUAUUUGAUAUAACCUCCUUGUUGUCACAUCAACAAUUAAUAAACAUUUAGUUUAAAUUAAUAAUAAUGAUGGAUUCGCCCCCAAUAAAACCACCGAGAGGUGUAAAACCAACCAAAGAAACUAGUGGUCUGUUAAUGUCGGUUAUAAGAACUUUAUCAGCUACUGAAACUAAUGAACAACGAGACCGAGAAAAAGCAAAAUUGGACGCCGAUUAUAAACAAUGUGAUAAACGUGUUGAUGAUUUAGUGCAAAAACAUGAAGAGGAUUUAUCUGAGGUGAUGAGUACUUUUAGUAACUUAUCGCAUGAGAUGAGUGAAUCACGAGGGAAAAUACGAAGGAUUAAGGAAGCUUUGAGAGAGUGCAAAAAUAAUUUGUAUGCGAAAAGAAAUGAAUUGGAGAAAUUGUGGAUGAAAGGAUUAGAAUAUAAAUAUUUAUUGCAAUAUUUAGAUGAAAUAGAGAAAUUAAGAGAAGUUCCAGUUAAAGUGCAAACACAUUUAAAUAAGAAAGAAUAUUUACACGCAACAAAUUUAUUAAUCGAAGCGAUCUCAUCUGAUAAAGAAGGUUUAGAAGAUAUUGCCGAGAUUAAAGAGCUUUGUAUGGAAAUUGAGCAGAAAAAAGAGGAACUUCACGAAACUUUAUUAAACGAAUUAAAACAACAGAUUUAUUUUAAAACAUCUCAACAUGUUUUUACAUUGAGUAGACAAAAUUCAGGAAGGGAAGGAUUUUAUUCUACUCCUUUUAGGAGAAGCAAUAAAUUUAGGGCUUCUUCUAAAAGAAAUAUAACCAGAAGGUUAUUUGGUGAGAUGAAUAAAGAUGAAAAAUGUCCAAAUAUUGAGAAUAUCGAAGAAGAUAUUUAUGCUUUAAAUCAAGAGAAUAACCCAACGCAUUUUAUGGGGAUUUUAAUUAAAUGUUUAGCAUUGUUGCAAAAAAUUCCAUUUACUGUAAACAUAAUAAAAUCCGAAAUGAAAUCAGAAUUGCAACACAUAAUUCAACGAACAACCCUUUUUAUUAACGAUUUCUUACAAAACAACGAUACCAAGCAACAGAACACCCUUUUGGAAUUUAUGCACACUUUAUUUGAACAAUUUAAACAAGUCGGGCAAGCUCAUAAUUUGCUGUUAACUUAUUUAAAACAAGCGGUGAGAUUUUAUAAAAUUGAAGUGUGCCUAUACGAUAUUAAAGCGUAUUGGAAUCAGGUUCAAUUUGUUAUUCAAACUUUACUCCAAGAUUAUUUAGAUAUGCAAAAUAUGUCGAGCGAGUCGCAAAGUACUCAAACAUUUACAGAUGAUGAUGAUUUAUCUGUUUACUUUUCAAGAAGGAAACAACCAAUUAAAAAGGAAACUUUAUUUAAAUACUCCGAUUCGUCGAGUGCAUUAAUAAUGAGUAGCACGCUAAAAGAUGAGGAAUCAAAAUUAAAUAAAGUAUUAGUUUGUAAAGCAAACAUGGAUAAUUUGUUGUUUAUGUACGUCCCAUUGAUGUAUUUUAUUGAGGAGAUUGAAGAAGCGAUGGAGUUGUCGCAUGGUUCUGCAUGUACUUUAAAUCAAUUCCUUUCCGGGUACACGAAAAAUACAUUUUUAAAGCGCAAAAACACCGAAAUGCGUAACGAUAUCGAAAUGGCGAUUCAAUCUAAAGACGCUUGGAAAGAAACCGUUCUUUUAGAUGUUUCCACCGAUUACAAGCCUCUAUUAGUCAGUACAGUUACAAUCGAAAAAACAUUAAAAUGUUGGUUAUCAAUCCUUGAUUCUUUACCAAUGUAUGGAGAAUUAGUAGUAAAAUACACCACGGAAGCUUUAAGGGAAUACAAAGACACUUGUCAAGCUGCUUAUAGCGGAAUUGUGCAACCACACAGUGAAGAUAAAAGGAUUUGUAGCGCGGCGUGGUUAAAAGAUGAUGAUAUCAGCCGAUUUUUGAAAUGUUUACCAAAUUGGGUGAAUUUAAAAGCCCAACAAGAAACUCACGCACGCCACGAACGCCGACGUUUAAUGCGACGCGAAACGACAAUCGAAGAAGAAAGUCCCGAAGACAUCAAACAACGAAAUCGAAAAGAAGCCGAAAUUCUCGCCGGAAAUCUCGGUGAAGGCGGCGUGGAUUCUCGCGAAAUCUUAUCCGAUAUGUCGCUUUUAAAACAACUCGCUCAACUUCAAGAAAGUAUGGAAUGGUUUUCGGUGAAAUUGUUCCAAUUUGCGAGCCAAUUUCGACACGAACCCAACACUUCUUCGCCGUCUGGGGCAAACGGAGGUUUUCAAAAAGAGAUUAUAAGCUCCGUUUCGUUGCAACAAUUAACUCAAAUCGCUCAAGAUUUCGAUGAAUUGGCUAAUACGUGUUUGUUACUUUUACAUUUGGAAGUUAGGGUGCAAUGUUUUCAUUAUUUAUUGGCGGUUAAUGAUUUUAAUAAGGAAACUCACGAACCUGACCCUAAAGUUUUAGAAUUAAGUAAGGUUCUUUCAAAUGUUGAUGAAGCGAUGACGUCGAGUUUACAUCCCAGAAAGUGCAAGUAUAUUUUUGAAGGUUUGGGUCAUUUAAUUGCAAAAAUUUUAAUUAGUUCAACACAAAAUAUGCAAGUUAUUGAUGAUUUGGGUAUUGAGAGAAUGUGUAGGAACGUUUUUGCUUUACAACAAAUGUUAACUAAUAUAACAAUGACGAGGGAAGUUGCUUUGGAUCAUGCAAGACAUUAUUUUGAGUUGUUUUUCUUAACGCCUGAGGAAAUUUUGAAUGGAAUCGUUGAAAAAGGACCGGAAUUUUCCGAGUUAGAAUACAUGAAUGCUUUUCAGUUAUUAAAUAGGAGUCGAAAUGGAUCGGUUGGACCUAUCAAUGUCCAUUUGGAGAGGUUAUCUGAUAUUUUACAUGAGGUUGGUACUAAAAUGAUUAAUUAAAAAAUCUUUAUUGUUAUUUCAUUAUUUACAUAAUUUAAUGAUUU
Onthophagus taurus is the source of this 2936-nucleotide messenger RNA. RefSeq names its product exocyst complex component secretory 8 (gene Sec8). The record is from RefSeq and is a predicted model, not a curated record. Gene Ontology annotation, cellular component: growth cone membrane; exocyst; synapse. Gene Ontology annotation, biological process: chemical synaptic transmission; exocytosis; Golgi to plasma membrane transport. Lineage: Eukaryota; Metazoa; Arthropoda; Insecta; Coleoptera; Scarabaeidae.